Anguilla anguilla (European eel) is the source of this 1754-nucleotide messenger RNA. It is a transcript of the gene c2h22orf23, whose product is annotated as chromosome 2 C22orf23 homolog. The record is from RefSeq and is a predicted model, not a curated record. Lineage: Eukaryota; Metazoa; Chordata; Actinopteri; Anguilliformes; Anguillidae. The transcript is spliced from 7 exons. Bases 112 to 825 code for a protein of 237 amino acids.
CGUUGCCUUAGUUGUCUAGUUGCCAUGGUAGCAGUUGCGCCCGAAGAAACUGUCGAAACAGCGAAUGGCAGCUAACUUACUGAAAAGAAAGAUCAUUUCCGUGAAAUAAUUAUGAUGGAUGUAUCUUCCAGUGGGGAGAGUGGGGAAGCCGUGAUGGAUGUCCCUGGUGGGGGUCUGUGGAACUGCCCCCGUGUGCCACACUACAGCAGGGAAACGCAGCAGAUGCUCCAGUUGAUGAUGCGAGAAGCACAUCUCACGCUGCGCCAGCAGAGACAGCUCAAAAUGGUCAUCAACAAAGAGGGAGCCCUUCCUGUCAUCCGCCACUCCAGACCAGUGACAUCAUCUCCACAGCCCAGUAUCCAGGCGAAAGCAGCUGGCUUGUCUGGCAGACCACAGAAGCGCAGCGCCAAAAUGUGUCGUUCUGGAAACAGCUACGAAAGAGAGAUGUUCCGCCCCAGUGCAACUCGAGAUCGGGAGAAGGAGAAAACGAGGCUGCAGAAGAUUCUGGCUGAUGGGAAGGAGGAGCCAAAGCCCUGCCCUCCACAGCAGUGUGUCCCGAGCGGGAUGGGAGAGCCGGAGAGCGGAGACCGGUUCCAAGAGGUUGUGGACGAGAUUAAAGACAGGAUGAAUUUUCUGGAGGAGAUGUCGGCUCUUGGGAAGAGGAAGCAGUACCAGAACAUCAUUGAGACUGAGAUUUCACAGAAAAUCCGGGAGCUUGAGCUGAUUGACAAGGCUUGCAGUGCAGACCUGGGGAGUGAAACGGACAGCGAGGCUGGGAGAGACACACCACUGAACUCGACAGGCAGUCCCUUUUCAGGCUGCUGACUGGCGACUGUUACCUCAGAACGUACGAUGUAUAAAUGUGCUGCACAGACACAAGUCGGUUGUUUGAUGGUUAUCUGUAUUUUUAUAAAUUGUUUUAAUUAUUUAAAUACGUUAUAUUUACAAGGAAAUUCAUAAAACUGCCUAACGAUAACUGCAUCAAGUAGCCUUUUCAUUUAUAUUUUGUUGGACCAAGAACCAAUUUUGGUUUCACAAUACUGUAAGGCCGAGACAUAUUUACAAACCAUUUGCAAUGCAAUUUUCAUUGCAGUUUGCACAUUCAUAUUUUUCUGCACAGUCAUGCCCCCUUCAUAAUUUUCCUCAGAGCAGUGCACAUUAAUAGCAUUCAGACCACGGUGCCAGUAUGUUCAGAAAUAAUGUUUAAACUAGGUUAUGCUUUCAGCUUACAACAUUUUCCAGCUCAGACACCAUUCUUUUUUCUGUUGGGAGUUUCAUCUGCUUUUUAUCAAAACAGACGCAAUAUUGUUCACCACUAUUGUGCUGUUAAAACAGUUUGUAAAACUUUGAUUGUUUAACUUUUGUGGUGAAAUACUGCAUUGAACAACUUACAGGUUGAGACUUACCAGUAAAGUGUCUUAGACUGGCUGUGGUUCAUAUUUGCUACACGUUUCUACAUGCAACUGGGUGAUCUGGAAAAGUUCCGAUUCAAACACGUAUGUACACAAAGGAGCUUACAGUUUCCUUACCACAUACUAAAGCAAGCCAUCUAUGCUACUUGCAUACUUCUUAAGCAUGCUGAUGGUAAAAAUACACAAGUCUACAGUUUAGUUUCAUUAACUUAUUUUAUUUCUCCUGAUUUCUAUAUGUUCAUGUUUUGUUCGGGUUUUUUGUACAGACAGUGCAUAACAUUUCCGGUUCCCUACAAAAGCCCUUUGUGUUACAGUAAAUAGGCAGAUGGAUACAUAAAAACA